AUGUAUGUGAAAUGGUUUGAUACAGCAAUGUUAUACUAUGUGAUUUUAGUGAAUGUCACUUUUUGUCAUUUUCAAAUUUCCCGGCGUUUCGUCCCCCGUACAUCCUGACGUCGCAGAGAACGGAACCCGGAAGACAGAUGCCGGCAUCGGCCGGAGGAGAUUACAGUGGACAAUGCAGGGGGGACAUCGCGGGAGCGCAGGACAAGGUAAGAGAAGAACAGAUCCCGGAGCAACGCUGCAGUGUAUUCCCGAGUGUAGCUCGGGGUUACCGCUUGUGCUACACUCGGGAAUACCGCCGGGG
Molecule: messenger RNA, 301 nt
Organism: Staurois parvus
Lineage: Eukaryota; Metazoa; Chordata; Amphibia; Anura; Ranidae
Source: the annotation of a GenBank genome assembly